Notothenia coriiceps (black rockcod) is the source of this 3431-nucleotide messenger RNA. RefSeq names its product adaptor protein, phosphotyrosine interaction, PH domain and leucine zipper containing 1 (gene appl1). The annotation marks the transcript as partial. The record is from RefSeq and is a predicted model, not a curated record. Gene Ontology annotation, biological process: signaling. NCBI's taxonomy places the organism in Eukaryota, Metazoa, Chordata, Actinopteri, Perciformes, Nototheniidae. The transcript is spliced from 14 exons. Gene Ontology annotation, cellular component: endosome membrane.
UUUGACUGUUUUUUCCCCCCGGUCCAGAUCAGUUUCUUUAAGCUGGGUUCAGAAAAUCUCACCCAGCAGUGGGAGGACUUCCUGGGAACAAUAGGAACCAGCGUCCAGAAUGUGCGUCGGGAGAUGGAGACGGAGGUCGGGCAGAUGCAUGAGACGAUCCAGGAGAUGGAGCGAUCAUGUGACCCUCUAUACGUACCAUGUGACCCUGACCCCGCCCACUCACCUGUCUGCAGGAACCUGACCAGGAAACAGGGCUACCUGCACAUCCGCAAUAAGACGGGGCUGGUGUCGUCGUCCUGGGAGCGUCAGUACUUCUUCACGCAGGGCGGCAACCUGAUGCAGCAGGGCCGCGGCGAGGUGGCAGGAGGGCUCGUCACCGACCUGGACAACUGCUCCGUCAUGGCGGUGGACUGCGACGACCGCCGCUUCUGCUUCCAGGUCACUUCCUUUGAUGGCAAGAAGGUGGUGACGCUGCAGUCGGAGAGCAGGAGGGACUGCGAUGAGUGGAUCUCUACCAUCAACAACAUCUCCAAAAGGAUCUACCUGAGUGAGAACGCAGAGGAGCUUGCGGCCAGAGUGAACCAAUCAGCUCUUGAAGCUGUGACGCCGUCGCCGUCCUUCCAGCAGAGGCACGAGAGCAUGAGACCCAGCAGUAAAGGGCGUGCUGGCCGAGCUAGCAGCAUAAGCUCUGUCGGCUCUGAGCUGUCGCCGGCCCUCUCUGUGCUCUCAUUGGACGCCCUGGUCGCCCCGGAAACACCAAUCCAGUUUGACAUCAUAUCCCCCGUCACAGAGGAGAACUCAGGACAGAGCAAGACGGCAGCACAGUCCGGCAGGAGGAGUAACCCGUUUGGAGAGUCAGGGGACAGCACUUCAGAGGACAGUGAAGACUCGAUCCUCCACCAGCUCUUCAUCGUUCGCUUCCUGGGCUCCAUGGAGGUGAAGACCCCCGAGUCAGUGGACAUCAUCUCAGAGACCAUGAGGCAGAUCCUGGCAGCGAGAGCCAUCCACAACAUCUUCAGGAUGACCGAGUCCCACCUGCUGGUGACCUGCGACUGCCUCAAACUCAUUGAUCCUCAGACGCAAGUCACUCGACUCAGGUUCCCUCUCUGCACGGUGCUCCAGUGUUCGUCCCAUCAGGACAACAAGAGGCUGUUUGGUCUGGUCCUGCAGCCUGCAGGCGGGCCGGGGGACAGCCGAGCCGUCUGCUACAUCUUCGAGUCCAACAACGACGGAGAGAAGAUCUGCGACAGCGUUGGCUUGGCAAAACAGAUAGCCUUCCACUCUGAGAUGGACCGUAAGGCCGUGGAGAAGAGGAAGGAGACCGACAAGGCCAAAGAGAAACAGCAGGAGGAGCUCAGCAAGCAGAAGCAGAUCGAGAAGGAUCUGGAGGAGCAGAGCCGUUUGAUCGCCGCCUCGAGUCGCCCCGGCAACCCGCCCGCCGCUGACGAGCAGUUCCUCGUGCUCAGCAACAGCCAAUCAGAGGACAGCGACGCCGGAGAGGAGGGGAAGAAGAAGGGAGAGUCUGAAGCCUAACGAGAGCUAACGGAGCGUGUUUUAAGUUGACUCCCAGGUGGUAAUAUCGAAGCAAUAGCUCAGGAAUCAGAGGAGGGGAACACCACCCGCCCUCCCUGGCUGCCUGGGAGUGCAAAGCAAGCGCUCCCUCUCUGCUGGACUAAACUAAACGCACCCUCACACUACAAGAUGUGGAGGGGAGACGUCUCAUCACAGACUUAUGUGUUUUAUUCUUCUGUGUGUAAAAUAACGCUGCUUUUUAUACUGGCUUCACUUUCCAGAAAAAAAAGCAAAUAAUGAUUUAACCUGCCAGGUUCUGAUUUCUAUUUUAUUUUAAAGAAAGGGCUAAAAGCUACGACAAAGGGGUUUGCGUGUGAAAUAAUGAAUCGGGAUCUGUGAGAGAGAAAAGCCAGAUAUCCAAGGUUUUUCUGAGGACAUUGAACACCUCAGUGGUGAAAUACAAAACAAAAAUCUUGGUUAAAGUUGCGUCUCGAAGAUUUCAUAUUAACGCAUCAAUGUUGUUUUGUCGAUAUAUAACCUUUUUUUUAUUUUUCAUCCCGGUUGGAAGUCCCUUGGUAAAUGAUAAUUAAAAUGAUUCCGUUGAAAGGAUUAUUAUCAAUUGUUACAGUUCAGUCUAUUAGUUCAGUUCAGUCUAAAACAUACACACAAACUGGCGUUCAUAAGUUACUUAUAGAAUAAAUACCAACACUUUCAGGCCAGUUUGUGCCUGCAUGAUGUUUGAGUUCAUUGAUCGUGAAAUCAUCAUAUCAGGUGUCUGUAUGGAAACACAGAUUAUGCUUGCAGUUAUUUUUGCAAUUGUAUACAAAUUAUUCAAGACAAAAGUAUCUCUUUCUAAUAUCAACCUGUGAAAUUCCAGCACCACUUUUUCCUUUUAUCAUAGUAAUGUAGGUCUUACUUUAUCCAUAGUGAAAUUUUUUGGACAAAACCCCUUUUUUAUUUAGGAUUAAAUAAGAAAAAAAAAAGCACCUUUUACAGGCUUCAGUGUCAAUAUCAACUGUGUUGUGUUUCACAAUUCCUCCUUUUCAGUGUUUCAGGUUUGGUUUGUGGUUAAUCUAGAAAAACUAACUAUAUCAUUAGUAAUUAUCUCAUGCUGUUUUUAUGGGAUGUGCAUCAGCAUGUUGGACUGGAGGCACAGGAGACUGCAAAGGAAAUCUGAUGUUCAACACUUUAUAUGAAGAUUUUGACUCCAGAAGUAACCUAUCUGCCUCUAACGAAAUGACUAGUUGCAUGACGGUAGUGCUCAUGAAUAAUGACCAUAUCACAGGAGAGCCGGAGAUGCCUCGCUCUUCUUUCUUUUUCCUAAAGAUGGAUCUGGGAACUGAAAGUACACCUUUUUUAUUAAAAGGUCUCGUCCCUUUUUUUUGUCUUCUGAUAAGCUGGUACAUUUUACCCAUUCAGAAACUUUGAAGGAAAUCUAACAUUUAAACACAAACUUUCUGCUAAUUCCUGAGCUGAGUCAGUUUCUCCUGACGUCACAUUAUUUAUCUGUGCUUUUACUAAAUGUUUGUGUCAUUUGUCUGGGGCCUUUUCUGUUUUUCACAGGGUUUUUUUCAUGAAUCUGCCUUUUUAUCCAGAAUGAUUCACAGCGAUAUGUUGUAUGUAUCAGCAUUUAGGAAGAAUAAAUUGUUGUUAAAGUUAGAGGUCACCGCCUCCUGUGGGGAGCCUAAGUAAACGGUUACUGAUGAUUAUUUUAUUUGAGUUAUUUUUCUUUUGGGCAGAGUGUUUUGUUGCUAUUACCUGGUGAAGAACUCGAGCUGAAGUGGAGCUGCACUUUGCUGACGCGGGAAAACACGAUGAUGUUAAACUGUAAAUAUGUCUUAGUGAAAAUUGUUCCGUGUAAUGAACAAUAAAAUAAAUUAAAAGGCUUUUCAGUGAUAAAUAAAAGCACUAACUCCACC